AUGAUGAGGAUGGAGGAGUUGAGAUCGAUUUUAACAAGUUCCGUCGAAGCGGUACUCAACGACGCCGCCGCCUUUGCAGUCUUCACUCAAUGGAUGGCUCAGGUUUAUUUUUUUUUAUGUUUUGCAGCUAAGAAAGGUUCCUGAAAAUAACGAUAAUUAUGAAAAAGAACAAUUUCUGCUCAAAAAUUCGAACCUUGACGUGUUUCAGGACGAAAAACGGCACGUCGAAGCGGCGCAUCUGCACGCCGCCGUACAAGACUUCCGUCAGAAGUCGUCGGUCCACGUCGGGACCGGCGUCGUCAAACUCGCGCGCUCGAUUCACCGCAAGUUUGUGAGCCUUCAAACGGGAGCCUGCCGCGUCCUGCCGAACGAAGUCCGUCAGGAGAUGUCCCAGCGAGUCCAUGAAGUCAUCGAUGGUCGACCGCCUUAUUUGGAGCUGUUCGAUCCGCUGAUGAUCCCUUUGAUGAAGCAUUUCCGCUGUAUACACACACAGUUCGUCUGCUCCGAGGCGUUUUUCUCGGUGAGCUUUAAAAAGAACUUUCUCUUUUCUUUCAGCUUCGUCUUUUUUUGGUCUAUUUUCUAUUUAAAGUCAGUUAAUAAUUUAGAAAAUAUCAAUAGAAAUAAAUUUUCGGGUUUCGGGGCCUAGUUUUGACCCCCGCUUAUACGUACUAAAUUUCGAAUAAAAUCAGAAUUUAAAAAAAUUAAAAUUUUUAAACUUUUAGCACCUAAACCAAAGGACCAACGCCACGUCGACACCAAAACCGAAAACGCGCAAAAAUCAGAAGUUCGUGAAAAUAUUGAUUAUUAAUGGAAAACUCCAUCUUCUUCUCCAAAAAAAAAAAUAAAAAAUAAUAAUAAUUUACAGCGUUCGAGACCGCAGUUCAACUGAAGCUACAAAACGAAGCGCCGUUUCUGUUGAUGUUUUCUCGGUAUUCCCAACGAUUCAUUCAGUUGAAAGAACAAAACGACUGAAAAAUAGCUAAUUUCUUUCUACUCUAAUCCAAAAAUUUCCAAAAACAAAGGGACGUUCAUCACUUUUCUCUCUUGAUCUUUUGAUAGAUUUAUAAUUUUUGGUUCAAAAAUGAGAACCAAAUUUGAUUUCUUCACGUCAAUUUUUCACUUGAACAACUUUUUUAAAUACUUAUCAAAACGAAAAGAAAAUCAAAAAUAUCAUUAUUCUAGUGAUAAAAAAAUUACCAUGCUCUUUUCAGACAAGCGAUGGCGGAAUAAGACAUGAAACCGAAGAAGCGCGAAAAGCUUUCGUCGAUGUUUUAUGCAAUAAAUUGGCCGAUAUUAAUCCGAGGCUUACAGGGUGACUUUUUUUUCAUAUAAAUCGUCAUAAUUUAUUAAAUGAUAGAUGAAACUCUGAGAAAUUCUUUGAGUGGCUGCCAGUAGAAUAUCAAGCUUUUCACGACGAAAAGUCUUUUUUUUGCUUAUUUUUUUCACUCAGAGUUCAACAGACGCUAUGAUUUAACAAAUAAAAAAAUAGGAGACCCUAACAUAAACCCCUAUUAAACUUUUUGUCACAUUCUACACUUUCAGACUUGAAUCAGAAAUGGAAGAAGAAGAAGACGAAAUGAAAAAAACUGAAAGCAGUGACGACGACGUUGACAAUUACGUGGACAAAAUAAUGUUUGAAGAGUCUUCUUCUCGUCAGUUUAUUUUCAUUAUUCAACUUUUUUGACUUCCUGAAAAGUUUUUUUUCUCUGUCAAUUCGCCUUCUAGAAACUUUCAGGCACUUAAAAAUUCCUUUUAAAAUGUUCCAGGUAGUUGAUUGAUUAAUUUUAAAGGAAUGCACCACGAAAUCGACGAAGAAUGUACCGUAAACAGUCCCUACGGUAUUGACGCGUUUGCCCCGCCUCCAGCCAACAAACAUCGGUUUGUGAAUUUUUUUUUCCCUUUAAAUGUUUGAUAGUUGCAAAUGAUUGCUUUUUUCAGCUACAACUUUGAAUCGGCACCUGUCCCGUCGCAAUAUGGAACUACUCACAGGUUUUUUUUAACCCUUUUCAAAUCCCUUUUUUUUCGAACCCUUUCUUAAAAAGUUGAACAAUUUUCACGCAUUCUCUGAGAGAACCGAUAACUCUCACUAAUAAAAAGCACAAUUAGAAAAACAUUUUUUUCGCUUUGAAUUAUGAUAACAGCUUUCUAGACUGCGUCGUUUUUUUUUCCGUUCUGUUUGCAAAUAUCUCCGUUUUCUAAUCCUUCUUUCGGGUGAUACUCAAAAGGGGUAAUUUUCUCAUGAUAUAUUUGAUAGAUGAAGUAUUUCUGGCCUGGUCCGGGAAAAUCUCAUCAAGUUGACCUCUGAAAGUGAAAAAAACUUCUAUGCUACAUUUGUAACACGAUAACUAUGCUUUUCGGAUGACGCUUUCGUUAAUUUCGUCACUAUUGUUACUAAAUCCUCUAGCGAGAUCUUCAUAAUGACCGAAAAAAUUUUUUUUUUUUGAAUUUUGACCUGAUCCAAGUUCAUCAAAUGGAUAUCAUAUAUUCUUCAUAUAGAUUAAUUAUAAACCUCCCAGAAAGGGCUCUUUUUCGAAUUACCGCCCGAAAACUGAAAAAAUACUUUAUCUAGGGGAUAAUCGAUCUUUUCUCCAGGAAUAAGUGGUUAAGAAAAAGUUAGCAUUGAAAAAUUACUGGAAAGAACGUUUUCUUGAAUUUUAAGACCUAGUCUCAAAAAAGGUCUUACUGCAACAGUAUUAGAAGCACUCGUACGAUCUUGGAUCAUUAUUUGAGACCGAAGAGAUUUGCUUCAGAUUCACCGAGUUUCUCAGAUAAAGCGUGUUCAAUUGUUAGAGAACUUCUGAUGAUGAAGGAGAAAUUUUAUUUCUAGAGAUAAAUCUCACCGAGGAAUGGCAUCGGACUCGAGCGGAUUUUGCAGUGGCGCUAGCGAUUUCAUGGCCUUCGACCAUUCGAUCUCUUCCUCUAGUUCGUUCUUUUUGUUACCUGAAAAUUUCGAAAACUUGUUAUGAAAAUUUUAAAUCAAAAAAAAAAAAUGAUUUCAAAAAAUCGGAUUAAGUAAUUACUAUCGGAAAUUUUUGUUUACCGGUGUUCUUGGUGUAUAAACCUUUGUUAUUUAGGAUACGGUGGCUGCUCAUCAAACAACACGUUGGCACGUUCGAAUCACAGAAAUAUUCAUCUUCAACCCAACGGCUUCUCCACGCUUCCGAAGUUUGUCUUUUUCAUCCUGUUUGCUGAAACUAUUCCAAAAAUGACAAAUUUUGAGGAAAUUAUUUGUGAGAGCGGAAAUCGGAGAAUCUCACAGAUUUCAGAAAUUUUAAAACAAAAUGUUUAUUUCACUUGAAAUUUUGGAAUUGCACAUAGAUCGGGUUUCAAGAUUACUAACCACUCUUGCAAAAUUUUGAUCAAAACGCACGGCGUUUUUUUUAGUACAGAAGGUUCCGUGAAAUAUGGUGUUUAGGUUGUAAGCACACAGAGACGCCCUAUCGCAUACUCCAAAAUUUUUUUCGAUUCCAAAACUUAGAAUUUCAAGAUAAUAGCUUCUAAAACACACACGAAAUCAUCUCCAUUUUGAAAAUAUGAUCUUGAAAAAACAUUUCAACACGCUAAAAAUAUAUAGCAGUGUAAAAGGGAAAACUAAAAAUGCUUACUUCAAAAGAAAAACAAAAAAGGUUGUUCUGAUAGGUUUCCUCGCGUCAGAAAAUCGAUAAAAUCAUGAAAAAUUUCAGAAAGAGCAGGAUUUUGAGAGAGAUGUUUAAUGGCGUGUUCAUCAGAAAAAACGGAACAUGCUUCGAAACGAAAAAUCGUUCAUCGGCGCGCCAAAGUUGCUCCAAAACAGUAGUAAUUUUUGUUUUGGAGCAAUUUUCUUGCGUUUCGAAGCAAUUUUCGUUUUGUCCGAUGAAGACGCCACAAUAUAGUUCGAAAAACUGUCAAAAAACACGGCGUUUCCAGAACUAUGUCUGCCCGUAAGAUAUGAUGUUUUUUGUGCAUGCACCCCCGACAAAAUUUAACAUACUUCCGAAAUUUUCAAAAAUAUUUCUGCAGGCAAAAAAUGGAAUUAGGAUAAAAUGGUUGAACAGUUUUUGAUUGAAUUAUCUUCAAUAUCAAAACGGGAAAUACUCAAAAAAUCAACUUUUUAUUGAAUUAAGUUUCAAAUAACGUUAAUAAAUUUUAUAUAAAAAACCUAACUGCGUGGAAACGCCGUGGUAAUUUAGAUUACAUAAAAUAAAACUUUUAACCGCCAUUUCCGAUCCAAUUUGACUCCAAUUAAACGAAACAGGUUUUACUCUACGUGAAAGUAACUGAAUAAAAACAAUAAUCUUACAAAAAAAGUCAAGCAAGAGAAUUAAUAAUUAAAAAAAAGCUAAACAAAAUCAUAUUUUUUUGAAUCUAUUUUUUUGAAUCCGGUUUGUGAGUCUGUCAUCAGGGAACGGCUCCUGCACAGACCAAAACUACAGUAAUCGUACGAUUUACGGCGCCCCCUGGUCUUUUUUUCUGUAUUUCACUGCCAAGAAAAGUAACGGCAAAAUCAAUAAUAUUUCUAGUUUAGAAUUUUGAAAAAUCGCAAAAAAAUUGCCGAAAAAGUCGGUUGCCGCAGACCCCUGACCUAAAUUCUCUUUUUCUUAUUGCGACAAUUCCAGCCGCCGCCGCGAGACCCCUUCAGUGGUGUCUCAGGGUUCGGAGACCUUGACGGUGGAGGUUCGGGACGAAGAAGGCGUUCCGAUGGUCGCCAAGUUGCCGGCGUCUCAGCGACAUCUCACCUUCCGCUCUUUCCGUCGGCUUUUCGGCAUCGCCGACCCUGACCAAAUGCGGUCAGAAUACCUAGAGCUUGAUCAAUAUUCAAAGUGAAAAAGACUCACAACUUUGAAAAGCCGAUGUAGUUUCAUAAAAACUGAACAAUUUUACAGAUUUCGUAGAUAUUUUUCCAAAGCAUGGCUAUGAAAGUAUUUAAGAAAAAAAUCGCGAUAACUGUUGAAUAUUUGAAGCUUUUCAGGUUUUUCUUCAAAAGCGUGUGUGAAGACGGAACUGCCGCCUAUCAAUGGACUCUAGUUUGGGACGAUGACGUCAUCCUACCCGUUUUCCAAGGGAAAAUCAGUGGCAUUUGUAAAACGUGCCCCGUAGAGAACUAA
This is a messenger RNA of Caenorhabditis auriculariae, 5084 nucleotides long. The record is from the annotation of a GenBank genome assembly. NCBI's taxonomy places the organism in Eukaryota, Metazoa, Nematoda, Chromadorea, Rhabditida, Rhabditidae.